AUGAAUUUUGGAUCUAUCAAUAUAAAAGGAGCAGGAGGAGCGGGGAAAGCAGUCGAAGCCAGACGGUUAAUAAGUAAGUAUAAUCUAUCUUUUUUUGCCAUUCAAGAAACCCAAUUUAGGGAUUUAUCCUUAAGUAAAAUAAGAAGGUUCUGGGAUAACACAAGUUUUGAGUUUUCGAAAGUCGACGCGGAGGGACGGUCUGGAGGUUUAUUAUCCAUUUGGAAUGCCACUAUUUUCAAAAAAGAACAGGAGGUAAAAAACCAAAAUUUUAUUUUGACAAAAGGAAAGAUAGUUGGGGAAAAUACGGAUCUGGUCAUAGUAAAUAUUUACGGCUCGACGAGUAAAACAAGUAGGAGAAUUAUGUGGGAAGAACUAUUGGCAGUGAAGAACACAAUUACUGGAUUAUGGUUGAUGUUGGGGGACUUCAAUGAGGUCAGGUUUCCCGAAGAGAGGUUUAACUCACAGUUUGAUGCAGGAGGAGCUCUAUGUUUUAAUAGCUUUAUAAGUAGAGGGGGGUUUCACGAGUAUAAUAUGGGAGGGAUGAAGUACACGUUUUUGUCAGGAGAUGGAACCAAUCUAAGUAAACUAGAUAGGGUCCUGGUGUGUGAUAAUUUCAUGAACAAAUGGCCACAUGCGUCACUACUAGCACUGGGUAGAAAUAUCUCGGAUCAUAGCCCAUUAAUUUUAACUACGACCAAUAAUAGUUUUGGUCCUUCUCCCUUCAGAAUGUUUAAUAGUUGGUUCGCUUUGGAGGGUUUUGACGAGACAGUGAGGAAGGGUUUAGACUCGAUCUGUGAUUCAAGAUUUAAGGAUGAGGUAUUGGCUACAAAAUUUAAGGCAGUGAAAGAAGAAUUGAAAAAAAUGGCGCAAAAAUAA
This is a messenger RNA of Helianthus annuus (common sunflower), 876 nucleotides long. RefSeq lists its product as uncharacterized. Bases 1 to 876 code for a protein of 291 amino acids. Gene Ontology annotation, molecular function: catalytic activity. The transcript has a single exon. Lineage: Eukaryota; Viridiplantae; Streptophyta; Magnoliopsida; Asterales; Asteraceae. The record is from RefSeq and is a predicted model, not a curated record.